This is a messenger RNA of Zygotorulaspora mrakii, 894 nucleotides long. RefSeq lists its product as uncharacterized. Gene Ontology annotation, cellular component: membrane. The coding region runs from base 1 to 894 and encodes 297 amino acids. Lineage: Eukaryota; Fungi; Ascomycota; Saccharomycetes; Saccharomycetales; Saccharomycetaceae. The transcript has a single exon. The record is from RefSeq and is a predicted model, not a curated record.
AUGGUUAUGGUGAGAACUCUAGAAGACGAAGAAUCAUGCCAGCUCUUGGGUCCAAUAUCGAUUGUAAUACAACUAUUCAUGGGCAUAGCAGCGAUUACAAUACUUCUGCUGAAAAGAAAUCACGAGCAUCCAAGAAGAAAGUUCAUUGUCUGGCUCUACGAUGUGGGUAAGCAGGUUAUUGGAGCCGUGGGCAUCCAUUUCGUCAACCUAGGGGUCAGUGUUCUGAAACGCAAGGGAAAAGAGGCCAUGAGAGAGGCAGAGGAUGACGACUCUCAAUGCGACUGGUACUUUUUAAAUCUACUGCUGGACACGACAAUCGGUGUCCCUAUACUAUGGGGUGUUUUCACACUUUUAGAAAACAUUCUUUUGUAUCUGAAAGUCAAGAAUAUUGAGAGUGGGAAUUACUUCUCGAAUGUCGAGGAAGAUGAGACUGCCAAUGGCGAUACAAACGCCCUUGCAAACACUGAGAACACUGAAAACACCGAAAACACCGUGAAAAGGCCGAAAUAUAGCGCAUUUCUGAAACAACUUGCCGUUUUCACAACUGCGCUAGCGUUGAUGAAAAUGUGUACCUAUUUCAUCUUGGAUGAGUUUGAAAACGUUUCAUACUGGUUGGCAAACAUCAUUCUUGGCUGGUCAGACGCAUUCCCCAAUCUACAGAUUUUCCUCGUGAUGUUUGUUUUCCCCGUUUUAUUGAAUUGUUUCCAGUACUUCUGCGUCGAUAAUAUAAUAAAGUUGCCAACGGAUAGCGUCAAUUAUAGCAACGUCGAUAAUUUUGAAACAGAUUCCUUCAAUACAUCUGAUUACAGUGAGAUUACCGCAUCUUCGUGGAAUGCAUCUGUCGCACGCUCCAAAUCACUGCAACAUGAUCCUGAAUAUGCGGUUGGAAAUUAG